AUGGAUACACUUGAGGCAAACGAGGAUGGUGGUCAGGCUAAAUACAAGCAAGCAAGAGAAGAGCGAAAGAUGCUCCUCACCCCUGCACACAAGUACAUGAUCGAGCUCCUGGCUCACAGGCUGUACUUGGAGCCAACAGUAGUAGAAGAAUUUAUUUUAGAUUCUCCAUCUCUGGGUCUUUUUGAUGAAUUCUUCUCCGAAGGUGGAAAUGCAACCAUUUCCUUUGUAUAUCAGGAGGCGCAAAUCCCAGGAAUAGAGUGUGGACGCUUAUAUCCUAGGACUAACAAAGGGGAAAAGAUAUUGAGGCUGUUUUUAGCCAAUCUGUCUCAAACCUGCCUUACAGGCAUUUGCUGCUUUUUCACCCGGAAUAGAGUGGACAUUCCUGUGGAUUUAGAAAACAUACAUGAGGAGAUCUUCUUUUCAAUGAUUGAUGCCAGAGACGGUCUCGUGAAAGGAACAAGGAAUGUCUUCAACUUUGUUCUACCAGCUCUUGAAGCUGAAAACUGGGGUGACUUAGAUAAGUCUCCACAUGGACAAAGAAUAAUACAGAAUUUCAAGGACACCAUAAAACGUUGUCUUGGCUCCUUAGAUGACAUCCAGAUGAGGAAUGACAGCAUUGUUCAUCUGACUACAGUCACAGAUUUUGACUUCUCUACGUUGGCCUCCCUUGACGAUAUGAAAGUUGCAGCUGCUGAUUUAGACAUUGUGCAUCGACUGGAGGAAAUUCUGAUGCAAUGGUAUAAGCAAAUUGAGCAGGUCCUGAUAGAAAGUGAUCAGUUAAGGAAAGAGGUUGAUUCUGCAGGGCCACUGAGUGAGUUCGAACACUGGCAAAAAAUGUAUUUACGGUUCAACUCCAUCAUCACUCACAUCAAAGGCUCAGAGUGUAAGGCAGUGGUGAUGGUGCUCCAUAUCAGCCAUUCAAAGAUUGUGAAGAAAUGGCGGGAGCUGGAUGCCAGGUUAACGGAUCAUACCAAUGAGGCAAAAGACAAUGUGAAAUUCCUUGACACACUGGAGAAAGUCUGUCAACCUCUUUACAACAGUGACCCGGUUACCAUGAUGAAAAGCGUGCCGAACGUCAUUGAGGCUAUUGGAAUGAUUUACAGUGUUUCACUGUACUACAACACCAGUGAAAAGAUAUCCGCACUGUUCUCAAAAGUCACAAAUCAGAUGGUGACAGCAUGCAGAUCAUACAUUUCUAACAAUGGCACAUGUCUAAUAUGGGACCAAGAUGCUAAAGAAAUUGUCAAGAAAAUUCAGGACUGUAUCUGCUUAUAUCAGGAAUAUCGGUCUUGCUUCCAGAAGGCAAAGAAGCAAAUACUGGAAAGACCUGGAAAGAGGUCCUUUGAGGUUUCAGAGAUGCAGAUUUUUUGCAAGUUUGAGAGCUUCUGCAAUCAACUUGAAAAGAUCACACAAAUAAUAACAGUGUUCAAGACGUUCAGAUCUCUUGAAAAAUCAAAUAUUGAGGGCAUUGAGAUUCUGGCCAGACAAUUCUACACUGUAUCCAUGAACAUGAAAAUGAUACAAUAUGAUAUCUUGGUUCCAAGAAUAGAAUUUGAAACAGAUUUCACAAAGUUUCUGACUCAAAUCGGCCAAAUUGAGAAACAACUGCAGGGAUUUAUGAGUUCAUGCUUCUCUAAAAUCUACUCAUCUCAGCGAUCUCUGUCCCUAAUACAGCGUUUUCAGAGGCUGAAUAUACCCUGUCUUGACAAAAAAAUGUCCAACCUUCUGAGUCUUAUUCUUAAGCAUUAUGCCUCAGAAGUAGAGUUUGUGAAAAAGGUCUUUGACGAACAGAAAGACGAACCUCCAUUAGCUAGAUUAAUGCCUCCUGUGGCUGGAAGGAUUCAAUGGGUCCGGUUUCUCUACAAGAAAAUAGAUGAACCCUUCGCAUAUAUUCAAAAACACUCUGACAUCCUACGCAGCCCUGAGGGACAAGAUGUGGAUAAAAUGUACAAGAAAACUGCAGCUGCGUUUGUAGAGUUUGAGUCUGAUAACCACAAAACAUGGAUGGAUGAAGUGUCAAAACUUGAAUAUGUCUUGCAAAAUACACUGCUGGUUCGUCACCCAAAGACUGGUAAAUUAGUUGACAACUUUGACCCAAAAGUAACUGAGGUCAUUGCGGAUGCUAAGCGUCUGUUGAGGAUGGGUCUGGAGGUUCCAAAGCCGGCGUUGCUUCUGGUCAAGUGGGAAAGUGAAAUAAAGACCAACCACCUUCGACUAGAGACCAUUUUGGCAGACUAUGAGUCUACUUGUGAGAACAUUCCAGCGGAAUUCACCAGCUUGAUGGCUUCAAAGAUCAAAAAUGUUGAAUCUGUGCUUCGUCAUGGGGCAGAGCUGCUCACCUGGUCAUCCUUCCUCCUGGACAAGUUCUUCCAGAAUGUUGACACUGCUUUGUUUGAGCUCAAAUAUCUUGUAAAGAAGGUGCAGGAUAUCUGUAAGAUACACAUUGAUGAUGUCCUGACGGACAUCUCUGAGGCUGUACUGAUUGAGCUCCCUGAAAGUCAUGCAUCUCUAGUGCAGACAUUGAUUGACAUCAAUGAGAAACAAUGUAAGGAGUGGACAAAGACAUUGGUCUCCAAAUGUAGUCAUGUUAAAGAAGCAGUGAAGGAGCUGGCUAACGUGUUCAGUCCCAUUAAUGAUUCAAAAGACACCAAGAAGACGGCAGAGGAACCUGUCUCAGGACGGAUGAAUGUGACAUUCUCAGCAGAGAGCCAGAAGUGCUCCAAUGAGAAUGAGGGAAAACAUUCAGAAUGUCCAGACAGAGAUAAAGUAAUCAAAUUUGAAAAGGAGUUUAAGAAGCUUUAUGAAUACUUCAGUGAAAGGGUAUUUGAGGCACUGGUCAAAACAACAAAUGUGUCUUUGGAGACCCUGAAAAGGAGAAUUUGUGGCACUAGAUCGACAUCAAAAAAGGGAAAUGUUAGUACUUUCCAGAAGUCAAUGUCUGAGACUAAGUUCUCACUAAUAACAUGCGAAGUCCAGCUGGUUAUACCCAAAGUGGUAAUGAUUCCCACUGUAGAUAAGAUCCAACAGGCAAUAAAUCGACUUAUUGACUUGGUGUUGGACAUCAGCAAGGGCAUUGCAUGGCAGAAGGCGUACAUGGCAGAUGGUGCAACAAACACAGGACGGAGAAAAGAGAAUUUCUAUCAGAGAGUUGUUCAACAAAAAGACAUCAAAAAGGUUGUGAUCGUUCUGAAAUCAGCAGUCAGCUCCCAAAGAGGCCAAGCAGCUGAUGUUCUAAAGCAGUUUGAUCGAUUCAGUGAGAUCUGGGAUGAAGAUAAGAACCUCAAAGUCAAGGAAUUCAUGCACAGCAAUCCAUGCUUGACCGAGAUCAAAUCUAAAAUCCAGCACUAUGACUCAAUUGAACAAGAAAUUGAUGAUGUCAAACCCAUCAUUGUUUUGGGCUGUACUGAACUGUCAACAGAGCCAUUAAAGAAGUCCUUGACCGUUGAGACCAAAGCCUGGAAGAAAUUGUUGUGCAAAUACCUGAAGGAAAAGUACAGGAAGAAAAUGAUUGACACCAGCAUACAUAUUUACAGAUAUAUUGUACGACUAUCUCAUCCUGUGGCUAAUCUGGAAGAUGUGCGUUGUGCCAUGGGGGCCCUGUCUAAACUUCGGGAUGUUGAAAUUCAAACUGACAUGACAUUAAUUUCCAUUGAGGAAGCAUAUGAAAUCUUGACUCGAUAUGAAGCCGAGGUGACCACAAAACAAGUAGAGGGAGUGCACAAGCUGAAACGUUUCUUCACAAAGCUGCAGUCUCAAGCUAGAUCAGUGCAAGAUGAGCUUGUUCGUAUGCAGCCCAAGUUCAAACAAAACCUUCUGGAAUGUGUUUCAACUUUCCAAAAUGAUGUUGGUUCUUUCAUGAAACAAUAUGAUUCAGAAGGCCCCAUGGCUGAUGGAAUAGCUCCCCAAGAAGCCAGCCUCAGACUCCAGAACUGUCAAGUUACAUUUGAAGGACUGUGGAAAAAGUUCACCACAUAUACUUCUGGGGAGCAGCUUCUUGGCUUGCCAGUCACAAACUAUGACUGUCUACAAAAGAAAAAAAAAGAGCUGGACCUGCUGCAGAAACUCUACAGCCUGUAUGAUGCAGUGAUGAGUAAGAUUGGUGGCUAUUAUGGCAUCCUAUGGACAGAUAUGGAUAUUGAGAAGAUCAAUGCAGAACUUUUGGAAUUUCAGAACAGGUGCCGAAAGCUACCCAAAGGACUUAAGAGCUGGCAAGCCUUCCAAGACCUGAAGAAGACGAUUGAUGAUUUCAUUGAGUCAUGCCCUCUGCUUGAGUUGAUGGUAAACAAGUCUGUGAUGAAGAGACACUGGGACCGGAUCACAGACCUGACUGGGCACCCAUUUGAGGUGGAGUCCAAAACCUUUACACUGAAGAAUAUCAUGGAAGCCCCCCUGUUGAAGUACAAGGAUGAUAUUGAGGACAUCUGCAUCUCAUCUGUGAAGGAGAAGGAUAUUGAGGCCAAGUUGUCACAAGUAAAAGAAGUGUGGUCCAGUCAGACUCUAAGCUUGAUGACAUUCAAGGAUAGAGGUGAACUAAUGCUGAAAGGGGCAAACACAGCGGAGAUCCUAACCUUCCUGGAGGAUGGUCUGAUGGUGCUGGGAUCACUGCUAAGCAACAGAUACAGCGCCUACUACAAAGCAGAGAUCCAGGACUGGGUGUCAAAGCUUUCAACAUCUUCUGAUGUCCUUGAACAGUGGGUUAUUGUGCAAAAUCUGUGGAUCUAUUUGGAGGCUGUGUUUGUUGGGGGUGACAUAGCCAAAGACCUGCCUCAGGAAUCACAGCUUUUUCAGAACAUUGACAAGUCCUGGAUGACGAUCAUGCAGCGAGCCCAAAAAGUCCCAAAUGUGGUGGAGUGUUGUGUGGGCGAUUCAACUCUGGGACAGCUCCUACCCGACCUUCAGAAACAGCUGGAAUUUUGUCAAAAAUCUCUUGCAGGGUACCUUGAGAAAAAGAGGCUCCUCUUCCCACGGUUCUUUUUUGUGUCUGAUCCGGCCCUUUUGGAAAUCCUUGGACAAGCCAGUGAUUCUCACACAAUUCAGGCACAUCUUCUUGGAGUGUUUGACAAUGUCAAUGAAGCGGAGUUUCAUGGCACCGAGUAUGACAAGAUUGUGGGUGUUAUUUCACAAGAGGGAGAGAAACUAAAGCUAAACACUCCUGUCAUAGCACAGGGAGCAGUGGAGCUCUGGCUCGGACAGCUGUUGUUAGAACAGCAGGCUUCGUUACACUCUGUCAUCAAAGCUUCAGAUCUAGAGAUCAACGAUCCCGACUUUGAUCUUCUGUUUUUCCUCAACAACUUCCAAGCACAGGUUGGCCUGCUGGGAAUCCAGAUGCUUUGGACAAGAGAUGCAGAACAGGCACUAACAAAUGCUGAAGAAGACAAGGAGAUCAUGACUCUUACCAAAAAGAAAUUCUUAAAUCUACUCAGGACGCUCAUUAAACAAACCACCUGUGACCUGAGCAAAUUUGACAGAGUCAAAUAUGAGACGCUCGUCACAAUUCAUGUGCACCAGAGUGAUAUAUUUAAUGACCUAGUAAAGAAGCGUGUCAAAUCUGUCGGUGACUUUGAAUGGCUGAAGCAGAGCAGAUUUUACUUCAAAGAUGAACUGGAUACGGUCAUCGUAUCAAUUACUAAUGUGGACUUCACUUAUCAGAAUGAGUUCCUCGGCUGUACCGACCGUCUGGUCAUCACCCCUCUGACUGACAGGUGUUAUAUCACACUGGCCCAGGCUCUGGAUAUGAGUAUGGGAGGAGCCCCAGCAGGGCCAGCCGGCACUGGGAAGACUGAAACCACCAAAGACAUGGGACGUUGCCUCGGCAAGUAUGUGGUGGUGUUCAACUGCUCCGAUCAGAUGGAUUUCAGAGGACUCGGAAGGAUAUACAAAGGCCUUGCUCAGUCUGGGUCUUGGGGCUGCUUUGAUGAGUUCAACAGAAUUGACCUGCCGGUGCUCUCUGUUGCUGCUCAGCAGAUCUACAUUGUUCUCAUGGCACGCAAAAAACACAAAAGCUCUUUCAUUUUUACUGAUGGAGACCUUGUGAAUCUGAAUCCAGAGUUCGGCAUCUUUAUCACUAUGAACCCUGGAUAUGCAGGUCGUCAGGAACUUCCUGAAAACCUAAAAGUGCAAUUCAGGACGGUUUCGAUGAUGGUACCAGACCGGCAGAUCAUCAUGAGAGUCAAACUGGCUAGUUGUGGAUUCAAUGAGAAUGUGAUCUUGGCCCAGAAAUUCUUUGUCCUCUAUAAACUUUGUGAAGAACAACUUACAAAACAGGUUCACUAUGACUUUGGCCUGAGGAACAUCCUGUCUGUGUUGAGAACACUCGGGGCCAAUAAGAGAGCACGUCCUGAUGACACGGAGGCCAGCAUUGUCAUGACAGUGCUGCGAGACAUGAAUCUCUCUAAAUUAGUGGAUGAGGAUGAGCCCCUGUUCCUUAGCUUAAUCGGUGACUUAUUCCCGAGUAGCCCGGUGGAUGGGACCACAUAUGUUGAACUUCAAGCUGCUGUGUCCCAUCAAGUUGAGCUUGCUGGUAUUGUCAACCACCCACCAUGGAACCUCAAACUGGUUCAGCUUUAUGAGACUGCAAGAGUGCGCCACGGCCUGAUGACUUUGGGCCCAAGUGGAGCUGGGAAGACCACAGUCAUCAACCUGCUCAUGCGAGCUCUGAGUGAAUGUGGAGCCCCACACAGGGAGAUGCGCAUGAACCCCAAAGCAAUCACUGCGCCACAGAUGUUCGGUCGUCUAGAUGCAGCAACCAGUGAUUGGACUGAUGGGAUCUUUUCCACUCUGUGGAGGAGGACACUUAAAGCCAAGAAAGGGGACUUCAUAUGGAUUGUGCUUGAUGGCCCUGUGGACGCCAUAUGGAUUGAGAACCUCAACUCUGUGCUUGAUGAUAACAAAACACUGACACUGGCUAAUGGUGACCGCAUCACCAUGUCUCCAUCCUGCAAGCUGGUGUUUGAAGUGCACAACAUGGAUAACGCCUCCCCUGCUACUGUGUCUCGGCUGGGUAUGGUCUUCAUGAGCUCCUCAGCUCUUAGCUGGAAACCCAUACUCCAGGGCUGGGCUCAUAAGCGCAUGGCAAAAGAGGCAGCAAGCAUUAUGAAUUUGUACGAAAAGAUAUUUGAAGACGCUUACUUGUUUAUGAAGCAGAAUCUUAAACCCAAAAUGGAGCUACUGGAAUGCAACUACAUAAUGCAGUCAGUGAAUCUGCUGGAGGGCCUGAUCCCAACCAAGGAGGAGGGAGGCUUGGCUGGUAGCAAACACCUUGAACACCUCUUUGUCUUCUGCCUGAUGUGGAGCCUGGGAGCCAUUUUGGAGUUAGAGGAUAGAGACAAACUAGAGAAGUACAUCAGAGACCAUGACAGUCACAUUGAUCUGCCUCAAACAAAUCCAGGAGAGACGAUGUUUGAGUAUAUGGUCAACACAAACGGUGAAUGGUGUCAUUGGAAUAGCCAUGUGGGGGAGUAUGUCUAUCCUACUGAUCAUGUGCCAAACUACGCCUCCAUUCUUGUGCCAAAUGUGGAUAAUGCAAGAACCUCUUUCUUGCUUGAGACUAUUGCCAAACAACGCAAGGCCGUACUGCUUAUUGGUGAACAAGGGACAGCUAAGACUGUGAUGAUAAAAAGCCACACAAAAAAAUAUGAUCCUGACACGGACCUGUCGAAGUCCCUGAACUUCUCAUCGGCAACAGAACCCAUAAUGUUUCAGCGAACAGUGGAAAGCUACAUUGAGAAAAGGAUUGGCAGCGCCUAUGGACCCCCAGGGGGACGCAGGAUGACUGUCUUCAUUGACGAUAUCAAUAUGCCCAUUGUCAAUGAAUGGGGAGAUCAGAUUACCAAUGAGAUAGUACGCCAGAUGAUGGAAAUGAGAGGCAUGUACAACCUGGACAAACCAGGAGACUUUACCACAAUUGAGGACGUCCAGAUUCUGGCUGCCAUGAUUCAUCCUGGUGGUGGGAGAAACGACAUCCCACAAAGACUGAAGAGACAGUUCACAAUCUUUAACUGCACUCUGCCGUCCAACACAUCCAUUGAUAAGAUCUUUGGUGUAAUCGGCUGUGGAUAUUUCCAUGAAUGCAGGAAGUUCACGCUUGAGAUUUCAGACAUGGUAAAGCGUCUCGUGUCUGCUGGGAGGAUUGUAUGGCAGCGGACAAAGACAAAAAUGCUUCCGACACCAUCCAAGUUCCACUACAUCUUCAAUUUGAGAGACUUGUCGAGGAUCUGGCAAGGAAUGUUAAACAUUAAGGCAGAGGAGUGUAGUGAUAUUCCUACUCUCUUGGCACUUUUCAAAAGUGAAUGUACAAGGGUGAUCGCUGACAGGUGUAUUUGCUCCGAGGACAGAGAGUGGUUUAACAAUGCGGUAUCGCGUGUGAUUGACGAGCAUGUCGACCCAAGUCUUGUCCCAGAACUUCAUCCUGAGCCAUACUUUGUGGACUUCUUCCGAGAUGCUCUCGAGCCCACUGGAGAAGAAGAUGAUAAUGCCUCGUUUGAUCCCCCCAAAGUUUAUGAACUGGUGCCAAGUUUUGAGUUCUUAUCAAAUAAGCUGAUGAUGUAUCAGACCGAGCACAAUGAGAUCGUAAGAGGCUCCAGUCUCGAUCUAGUUUUCUUCACGGAUGCCAUGACUCAUCUUGUCAAGAUCUCAAGAAUCCUUCGAACCGACAAUGGCAAUGCCUUGCUCGUGGGAGUGGGAGGAUCAGGGAAACAGAGCUUGACUCGCCUGGCUUCAUACAUCGCUGGAUACAGCAUCUUCCAGAUAACAUUGACACGAACAUACAACAUUAGUAAUUUCAUGGAUGACCUGAAAGUGUUGUACAAAACAGCUGGCGUUCAGGGAAAAGGCAUCACCUUCAUCUUUACAGACAAUGAAAUCAAAGAAGAAGCCUUUCUGGAGUACCUCAACAAUAUUCUGUCUUCCGGAGAGGUGUCCAACCUUUUUGUUAAAGAUGAGUUGCAAGAGAUCACCCAGAACCUGAUCGCUGUGAUGAAAAAGGAGUUUCCUCGUGUACCACCAACUUUUGACAAUCUUUAUGACUACUUCAUAUCGCGGUCCAGAAAGAAUCUGCAUGUAGUUCUUUGCUUCUCACCGGUGGGGCAGAAGUUUCGUUCCAGAUCCUUGAAGUUCCCAGGGUUAAUCUCUGGCUGCACCAUGGAUUGGUUCACCCCUUGGCCCAAUGAGGCUCUGGUGGCCGUGUCCAACUAUUUCUUGUCGGAGUUUCCAAUGGUUUGCACUGCAGAGGUGAAGGCUUCUGUGGUGACCAUCAUGGGUACAUAUCAUGACAAAGUGUCUGAUGCCUGUGAAAGCUACUUCGAAAGGUUUCGAAGAAGAACUCACGUCACCCCUAAAUCGUACCUCUCUUUUGUAAACGGAUACAAAACAUUGUAUUCUGAAAAGCACAACUUUAUCAACACACUAGCAGAGCGCAUGAAUGUCGGCUUGGACAAACUGAUGGAGGCUAGUACGUCUGUGGCUCAACUAUCCAAAGAUCUUGAAGUCAAAGAAAAAGAGCUUGUAAUAGCAUCCGCCAAGUCUGAAAAGGUGGUGGCAGAGGUGACAGUCAUUGCUGAAGCGGCGACCAUUGUAAAGAACGAGGUCCAGGUUGUGAAGGAUAGAGCCCAGAAAAUUGUGGAUGGAAUUGAGAUCGAGAAAGCUUUCGCAAUGGAGAAACUUGAGGCUGCCAAGCCAGCUUUAGAAGAAGCUGUCGCUGCACUAAAUACUAUCAAGCCUGCUGACAUUUCCACCGUGAAAAAAUUAGCCAAGCCUCCACAUCUGAUUAUGAGGAUUAUGGACUGCUGCCUGCUGUUGUUCCAAAAGAAGCUGGAAACUGUCUCUAUUGAUCCCGAACGACAUUGUAUUAAGGCGUCAUGGUCAGAAGCACAGAAGCUCCUUGGCUCCUCUGGUUUUCUAGCCUCACUUCAGCAGUUCCAAAAAGACAAAAUGAACGAGGAAACAAUAGAACUGCUCCUGCCGUACUUUGAUAUGGAGGAUUACACAAUGGAAAAUGCCAAGAAAGUAUGUGGUAAUGUUGCUGGUCUGCUCGUAUGGACACGGGCGAUGUCCACAUUCUUUGGCAUCAACAAAGAAGUGCUGCCACUCAAGGCUAACCUGGCCAUUCAGGCAAACCGGCUAAGAAGCGCUAAUAAUGAGCUCAGUGCGGCUGAGGCUCAGCUGGCUGAAAAGCAAGCAGAGUUUGAUAAAGUCAAGGCCAAAUGUGAUGCUGCCAUGAAAGAGAAACAGGACUUAUUGGAUGGUGCUGAGAUGUGUAAGAAUAAAAUGCAGGCUGCAUCUACACUUAUUGAUGGACUUAGUGGAGAGAAAGUUCGCUGGAUAGAGCAGAGCAUAGAAUUUAAAUCACAGAUCAACAGACUGGUGGGCGAUGUGCUCCAGCUCACUGGCUUCUUGUCUUACUGUGGACCGUUCAACCAGAGUUUCCGUGACAUGUUGUUGAAGGACAUCUGGGAGAAGGAGCUUAGGAACCAUAAAAUCCCCUUUACAGAAAAUCUCAACCUCAUUUCUGACCUCGUAGACCCUCCCACUGUAAGCGAGUGGAACCUUCAAGGACUCCCAGGAGAUGAUUUGUCGGUGCAGAAUGGCAUCAUUGUCACAAAAGCAACACGAUAUCCCCUCCUCAUAGAUCCCCAGACUCAGGGAAAAGCUUGGAUUAAGGAAAAAGAAAAGGCUAAUUCUCUCCAAGUGACGUCACUCAAACACAAGUUAUUUCGCCCUCAUUUGGAAGACUGUCUUUCUUUGGGACGCCCACUGCUUAUUGAAGAUGUAUUUGAGGAACUAGACCCUGCCCUUGACAAUGUCCUUGAGAAAAACUUUAUUAAAUCUGGGACCAGUUUCAAGGUUAAAGUGGGAGACAAAGAGGUAAACGUGAUGGAUGGCUUCCAGCUCUACAUAACUACCAAACUGCCUAACCCAGCAUACAGCCCAGAAGUCAGUGCCAAGACGUCCAUCAUUGAUUUCACUGUCAACAUGAAGGGCUUGGAGAACCAGCUGCUUGGUCGCGUCAUCCUCCGAGAGAAAUAUGAACUAGAGGCAGAACGAUUGAAACUCAUUGAGGAUGUAACUGCCAACAAGAGAAAGAUGAAGGAGUUGGAAGACAACUUGCUGUACAAACUCAGCAGCACAAAAGGAUCCUUGGUUGAUGAUGACUCCAUGAUCGGCAUCCUGAGUACAACGAAGCACACUGCAGCGGAAGUUAGUCUAAAGCUCAGUGUGGCAGCAGAUGCCGAGUUAAAGAUCAAUAUAGCUCAAGCAGAAUAUCGUCCGGUUGCCUCCCGGGGCAGCACCCUCUACUUCCUCAUCACAGAGAUGAGCAUGGUCAAUGUCAUGUAUCAGACCUCCCUCGGUCAGUUCCUCAAAAUCUUUGACCUGUCACUGGAAAGGGCCGAGAAGUCGCCUAAACCUAAAAAGCGAAUUGCCAACCUCAUUGAAUGUCUGACCUACGAGGUGUUCCGAUACACAGUGAGAGGCCUCUAUGAAAACCACAAGUUCAUCUUCACACUCUUGCUGGCUCUCAAGAUCGACAUGAAGAGUAACAAAAUAGUGCAUGAGAAAUUUCAAAUACUUAUUAAAGGGGGCGCUGCUCUUGACCUAAAGACCUGCCCCACAAAACCAUUCAGUUGGAUCCUGGAUAUGGUGUGGCUAAAUGUGGUGGAACUCAGCAAAUUGACACAGUUCAUGAACAUCUUAGCCCAGGUAUCGCAAAAUGGCAAAUCCUGGAAAGCAUGGCUCAAUCUUGAUGCCCCAGAGGAAGGGGUCAUCCCAGAUGGAUACAACUCCCUUGAUGUCUUCCUUAAACUGUUGCUUAUAAGGUCUUGGUGCCCUAACCGCACCUUGUCUCAGGCCAGGAAGUAUGUAGGAGAAUCCCUGGGCGAGAGGUUUGCUGAGCCGGUCAUCUUGAACCUUCAGAGCACGUGGGAGGAGAGUGAUCCCCGCACCCCCCUCAUAUGCUUCCUUUCUAUGGGUUCAGAUCCCACUGACCAAAUUGAAGCAAUUGCUAAGAAACUUCAACUUGCAUGUAGAGCUAUAUCCAUGGGGCAAGGCCAGGAGGUGCAUGCACGGAAGCUUCUUAAGACAUCAAUGACGGAGGGAGGCUGGGUCCUUCUGCAAAAUUGCCACCUGGGCCUGGAGUUUAUGGACGAGUUGCUAGAAACUAUCACAACUGCAGAGACCAUGCAUGAUACUGUCAGGGUGUGGAUCACCACAGAACCACACGAUCAAUUCUCCAUCACACUCCUACAGUCCUCCAUCAAGUUUACCAACGAUCCGCCCCAGGGAAUGCGUGCUGGCUUGAAACGAACAUUUUCAGGAAUUUCACAAAACCAGUUGGAAGUCAGUAACCUGCCCAUGUGGAAGCCCAUGCUGUACAGUGUGGCCUUUCUCCACACCGCGGUGCAGGAACGACGUAAAUUUGGACCUUUGGGUUGGAACAUACCGUAUGAAUUCAACUCCGCUGAUUUCACUGCCAGUGUUGAGUUUGUUGAGAGACACUUGGAUGACUGCAGCCCCAGGAAGGAUGUGUCCUGGGUGACUGUGCGAUACAUGCUCGCUGAAGUGCAAUAUGGAGGAAGGGUUACAGAUGACUUCGACAAACGCCUGCUCAAGUGUUUCGCUCGUGUGUGGUUCAGUAAAAAGAUGUUUGACCCAUCGUUUUGCUUCUACACGGGCUACAACAUUCCAGUGUGCAAGACCAUAGAGGAGUACAUGGAAUGUAUUCAGAGUUUGCCGACUAGGGAUUCACCCCAGGCGCUUGGGUUGCAUCCUAAUGCUGAUAUCACGUAUCAGACGAACACAUCUGCUGAGGUGCUCGACACAAUCACAAACAUCCAGCCCAAGGAGAGCGGCAGGGGAUCCGGAGCUACUCGGGAGUCAAUUGUUUACAACAUGGCGAAGGACAUGUUGGAGAAACUACCCACGAGUUAUGUUCCACAUGAGGUCAAAGACAGGCUGCGGACUAUGGGAGCGAUGAGUCCAAUGAACAUCUUCCUACGUCAGGAGGUGGAUCGAAUGCAAAGAAUCAUCAGUGUGGUUUCCGCUAGUCUGACUGACCUGAAACUGGCCAUUGAUGGUACUAUCAUAAUGAGCGAGAACCUCCGUGACGCUCUGGACAAUAUGUUUGAUGCCCGUGUGCCGAACCUGUGGAGGAAAAUCUCGUGGGAGUCGUCCACACUGGGCUUUUGGUUCACGGAGCUUCUGGACAGAAACAAACAGUUCCACAGCUGGGUGUUUAAAAGAAGACCCUGCAUGUUUUGGAUGACAGGCUUCUUCAACCCACAAGGGUUCCUAACAGCUAUGAGACAAGAAGUGACGAGGGCAAACAAAGGCUGGGCUCUGGACACAAUCACUCUGCACAACACGGUGCUGAAGAAGACACAGGAGGAGAUCACAGCCCCACCCACCGAGGGAGUUUACAUUUAUGGUCUGUAUCUGGAGGGCGCCGGCUGGGACAAGAAGAACGCCAUUCUCAUUGAGUCCUCCCCCAAAGUGCUGUUCACACCCUUGCCAGUCAUCCACAUCUUUGCCAUUAACUCAACCGCCCCCUGGGAUCCGAAGCUAUACGUCUGCCCCAUCUACAAGAAACCGAAGCGAACAGACCUGAACUACAUCACAGCAGUGGUGUUGCCUACCUUGCCGUCACAGCCACCCGAUCACUGGAUCUUGCGUGGGGUUGCCCUGCUCUGCGACAUCAAAUAAAAGACAGCUGAUAAAAAAUAUAUUUUUAUUAUCAAAUGCCUGUCAAGAGGUUGAUUGGAGAUAUAUACUUGUUUUGAAGUACUUUCACAUUAAAACUAAUGGUAUGCUGAAGGCCUGAAUGAGGUUCCUAAAUCUAGUCAUCCCGAUAACAUCAAUAAAUGUUCUCACAAAGUU
This is a messenger RNA of Pseudoliparis swirei, 13866 nucleotides long. Its product is annotated as dynein axonemal heavy chain 8-like. Lineage: Eukaryota; Metazoa; Chordata; Actinopteri; Perciformes; Liparidae. Bases 1 to 13692 code for a protein of 4563 amino acids. Gene Ontology annotation, cellular component: dynein complex. Gene Ontology annotation, molecular function: dynein intermediate chain binding; ATP binding; minus-end-directed microtubule motor activity. The record is from RefSeq and is a predicted model, not a curated record. The transcript has 92 exons. Gene Ontology annotation, biological process: microtubule-based movement.